Octodon degus (degu) is the source of this 1613-nucleotide messenger RNA. RefSeq names its product TXK tyrosine kinase (gene Txk). NCBI's taxonomy places the organism in Eukaryota, Metazoa, Chordata, Mammalia, Rodentia, Octodontidae. Gene Ontology annotation, molecular function: ATP binding; protein binding; non-membrane spanning protein tyrosine kinase activity. The transcript has 14 exons. The coding region runs from base 14 to 1591 and encodes 525 amino acids. Gene Ontology annotation, biological process: adaptive immune response; T cell receptor signaling pathway; integrin-mediated signaling pathway. The record is from RefSeq and is a predicted model, not a curated record.
CCUAACAGUGAGAAUGAUCUGCUUUUCAGAUAACACCUUCCAGUCUAUUUUCUGUUGCUGCUGCUCAGUACAGAAGAGACAAGUGAGAACACAAGUAAGCCUGAGCAAUGAUGAAGUACAUUCAGAAAAAUAUAGCCCACAUCGCAGGCCGUGGUUCAGCAGACCGUCACACAAGAAGCAACACAGCAGGGGCCACGUUCAGCCGUCCACGCGCAAGCCCCUGCCACCACUGCCUGCCUCUGCGCUGGCCCAGGAGAGGAUCCAGGUCAAGGCCUUGUUCGACUUUCAGCCCCGGGAGCCCUGCGAUCUCGCACUGCAGCGAGCUCAGGAGUACCUGGUGCUGGAGAAACCGGACUCUCACUGGUGGAAGGCGAGAGACCAUCUGGGGAAUGAAGGCCUAAUCCCAAGCAACUAUGUAACAGAAAACAAAUACACCAAUUUGGAAAUAUAUGAGUGGUACCAUAGAAACAUUACCAGAAAUCAAGCAGAACAUCUAUUAAGAAAAGAGGCUAAAGAAGGUGCAUUUAUUGUCAGAGAUUCAAGGCAUUUGGGAUCCUACACAAUUUCUGUAUUUAUAAGAGCCAGGAGAAGUGCAGAGGCUACCAUAAAACAUUACCAGAUUAAAAAGAAUGACACAGGACAGUGGUACGUGGCUGAAAGACACCUCUUUCCCUCAGUCCCUGAGUUGGUCUGGUAUCAUCAACACAACGCGGCUGGUCUCCUGACCAGGCUUCGCCACCCGGUUGGGCUGAUGGGUGGUUGUCUACCAGCCACGGCUGGCUUUAGCUAUGAAAAGUGGGAGAUAAAUCCAUCUGAGCUGGCUUUUGUCAAGGAGAUCGGGAGCGGCCAGUUUGGGGUGGUCCACUUAGGAGAAUGGAGAGCCCAGGUCAGCGUCGCCAUCAAGGCCAUCAGCGAAGGCUCCAUGUCUGAGGAAGAUUUCAUCGAAGAAGCCAAAGUGAUGAUGAAAUUGUCACAUCCAAGGCUAGUUCAGCUCUAUGGGGUGUGUACACAGCAGAAGCCCCUUUAUAUCGUGACAGAGUUCCUGGAGAAUGGGUGUCUGCUCAACUACCUCAGGGAGAGAAGAGGAAAGCUUGGGAAGGAAAUGCUGCUGAGUGUGUGCCAGGAUGUGUGUGAAGGAAUGGAAUAUCUGGAGAGGAACUGCUGUAUUCACAGAGAUUUAGCAGCAAGGAAUUGUUUGGUUAGUUCUACGUGCAUAGUAAAAAUUUCAGACUUUGGCAUGACAAGGUAUGUCUUAGAUGAUGAAUACAUCAGUUCUUCUGGAGCCAAGUUCCCAAUCAAAUGGUCCCCUCCUGAAGUUUUUCACUUCAAUAAAUACAGUAGUAAAUCUGAUGUCUGGUCAUUUGGCGUUUUAAUGUGGGAGGUUUUUACAGAAGGAAAAAUGCCUUUUGAAAACAAGUCAAACUUCGAAGUUGUGGAAGCUAUUUCGAAAGGUUUCCGGCUCUAUCGCCCUCACUUGGCACCCAUGUGCGUCUACGAAGCCAUGUACAGAUGCUGGCACGAAAGCCCUCAAGGCCGCCCGACAUUCAGCGAACUGCUGCGGGGUCUCUCAGAGAUCGCAGAAACCUGGUGACCUAGAGAGGAGCGCCAAGCCC